This is a messenger RNA of Mya arenaria, 795 nucleotides long. RefSeq lists its product as uncharacterized. The coding region runs from base 115 to 486 and encodes 123 amino acids. The record is from RefSeq and is a predicted model, not a curated record. NCBI's taxonomy places the organism in Eukaryota, Metazoa, Mollusca, Bivalvia, Myida, Myidae. The transcript is spliced from 3 exons.
AUAGGCAAAUGUCAUAAUGAUCGGUACUGCGCAGUAUUUAACAUGCAUGUUUUUCAUAAAUUGUAAAAUCGUUUAAUUUCAAAGACAUUGAUUGUCUACGUUGAACAAUACAAAAUGGAAAUUUUGCUGGUUGUGUUAGUUAUCAUAAAUGUUUUCUAUGCUGACGCAACACUAUGUAAGACCUCAUACGGCAUGAAGGACUGCGCCUAUGGAUGCUGUACAAACGAAAACACCAAAAUAGUCUCCUGCUGUGGGCCAGAUACUUGGGUCUUAGUUUUAGCCUUGGUUCCCACUGUUCUGUUUGUAGUCAUUAUGAUCACCAUUGCCUGCUGCUUCUAUCAUAAAGCAUCAAAGAAUGCAAGGAAGAUUCGCGAUGAUCUAUACAAUGAUGAGACCAAAAUACGUCCAAUUGACGACCAUCACAAUUUGUAUGGAAGGCAUGAGAAGUACUCGUCACGGAAAGUAUCCUCCAAUGAGAAGUUUUAAAGCCAGCUUGUGUCGUGCCAUUUACAAGUGAACACAUAUGUACUUAUUACUAUACGUAGUUUAUGUUGUCAAUUGUUGACGACCUUUUUAACGAGUAAUAAGAAACUUAAAGUUCGUUUAUAUUAAUUAAUUUAGUAUAAUUUCAUAUCUUAAAGAAAACCGAAUCGAAAAAGUUGUUUAAAUGAAUGAAACAUAAAUAAAUCUUCCUCUUGAAACACGCGCUCAAAGUUUAUACAGUUGAGUAAAUGGUAUACAUUCGGUGUCUAAAAUGUGACUUAAGAAUAAAAUAGGCAAAUCAGCCAAACCACA